Molecule: messenger RNA, 2797 nt
Organism: Mercenaria mercenaria
Lineage: Eukaryota; Metazoa; Mollusca; Bivalvia; Venerida; Veneridae
Product: G-protein coupled receptor dmsr-1-like
Exons: 1
Coding region: 1669-2724 (351 amino acids)
Biological process (GO): G protein-coupled receptor signaling pathway
Cellular component (GO): membrane
Molecular function (GO): G protein-coupled peptide receptor activity
Source: RefSeq, a predicted model, not a curated record
AUGUCAAUAUUAUAUGUUAUAAUGCUUCCAAUAUUAUAUGUUAUAAUGCUUCCAAUAUUAUAUGUUAUAAUGCUUCCAAUAUUAUAUAUUAUAAUGCUUUUAGGAUCAUGGAGUCUGUAAUGGAGUUCCGCUUAAGCCGGUGCUAGGGGGCGUUAGAGGUGUUGCUCGUAUUAUUAGACUCGAUCAAACCGAGUCUGCUAUUAUUCUUCUUGGUUGCAUUCUUUGCUUCCAAAUGACCUUUAUACAGAUUUUAUUUCCAAACAUCCUAUUGUCAUGGGAACUUCCCUUUUCGUGACAUAUUCAGUAUUAUAUUACGCUGAUAGGUAUUUCAAAAUACCUUACGGAAUUGUUGCAAUAUCAUUGAAUAACGAGUUGUCUCGUAAAAUAAAGCCUUUAUUAUCACUGUUAUUAUUACCAUCAUUUUUCUCAUCACCAUUAUUUGACAUUGAUAGAUUUAAUUUUGCAUGAUAUAUACAUCAAAUAGAUCAUAAUGACCUACGUAGGGACAUAAUUAAAUAAACAGGUAAAUUAAUAUAUACAUGGAUAAAUAAAAUCAUUUGAUUAAUUUUAAGGAAUACUGAAUCUAAAACGUUUAUGGGUGGGUUCAAGUUAAUGAACAUAAAACGACUAUGUCACUUACUUUGAAAAUAAAAUGUUUUUAAGGUACAUGAAAUAGGAGAGAUAAAUUAAUUUAAGUAUUUUAAAAGAAAUAACGUACGGAAAAAGGCAAGGUAUAAGAUAGCGUUAACAUCCAUUUUGCCAUGGAUGAUUAUAACUUAAAGAUAUAAUAGGGCACCGUGUUAAGUGUCUUAUACCCUGCUGAUAAAUGGACCCCGAUAUUCUAUUUAUGUCAAAACGAAAGUGGCACUGAAGCCGUCGAAAUAUUCUUAUUAUCUGAAGUUGAUAAAAAAAAGGUACUGUAGAAACUCGAGUCCCACGACAUAUAUAUUAUAAGCUUAUAUUAGAAAGCUAAUGCAUAUAUUAAUAACCUAUCGACCAGGCUGACGUUUAUGUAUAAAAGGGUAAAAUCAAAAUAAGUGUUUUUCCAUGUUUUUCCUUAAAAGUACCAUGUUCUCCAAACAUGGUAAAAAAAACUACUUGAAGCGCCAGCGACAAACAAACAUGAAAUUUUAUCAGCAUGAUACUCAAAUGAAUUGCUUCGGUGUCACAAAUUUGAAUCUACCCUGGUGACAGGGGUAUGUAACAUCCUUAACACUGCUGUAGUUAAAACGAAUAAGAACGAAGUCGUAAAAUCAGGCAAUUUGCGUUCAGUUCAGUGUUAUAUUCUCUGUGUUCUUUUCUAUACAACAUUUGGAUUUUCCUUAUUUGCCUUUAUUUGAACGACAUUAAACUGAAAUAAAUACAGACGCAUUAUGGUAACAAUAAUGAUUUGACUGAUCUUGUAAUUAUCUAAUUAAUGAAACACAACUUCUUUAACAUUUGUCACACUACAAGCAAAAGCAAAAAUUCUACUGUAUUUAAUAUAUGUGGAAUGGUAUUUUUAGUUAUAUCGAAAGCAAUAACGUGCGUGUUGUGUAUUGAAAUCAAUGUCUGGAAUCAACAUCAAGGGUUGAUUGUACGUUCAUAGUGAUAUUUAUCACUUCCAGAUUAUCAUUGUAAGAGACAUUUUCCUGCAUUAGAUAUACGAUAGUUUACGGAUCAGAAAGGAUGGAAGAAGGCAUGUUUCCCGAAGAUUACAUGACAAGGAAUUCCACCGAGUACUUUUUGUAUGAUGACCCAAGAAACACAGAUAGUCUGUUGACACAAUGGAAUAAGAUGUACAGAAAAGCACACGGAUACGUUAGUGGUGUUAUUUGUAUUUUUGGACUAUUUUCAAAUAUUGUCAACACGAUUGUGCUCACAAGAAAACACGUGAUCACACCAGUGAAUUGUAUACUGACAGCAAUUGCAGUCGUCGAUGGUUUGAAAAUGUCGGAUAAUUUAAUAUUUGCAGUCUAUUUUUACAUGUCAAAAGAACUAAAAUGGGAAUCGAACCAUUCAUUUGCUUGGAUUUACUAUCUAUUGAUACACAUAAACUUUUCCAUCGUCUGCCACACUAUGGCUAUGUUGUUUACAGUGUACCUCGCAGCGUAUCGAUACAUGUUUGUUUGCAAAAAUGAAACCGGAUCUCGCAAAUAUGGUGUUAGACAAACCACUAUCGCGAUAGUAAUAAUUGGCACAUCAACGAUUUUACUUUGUUCGCCCUAUUUCUUUCUUUAUCAAGUGGAAAAAGUUUCUAACAUGAGUGACAGUAGCCAGGCCUACUGGUAUUCUUAUUCGGACUUUGCGCUAGCUCAUAGUGUAUAUGUUGUCAUUCUAUUUUGGUCCUACAGUGUUAUGAAAGUAGUUCCGUGCAUUAUUUUAAUGUUUUUAAUAACAAGGAUCGUCAUGGCGAUACAUCACUCAAACGAAACAUUGAAGCGCCUUCAGAAAAGUUCGAGGUUACCAAACAGAAGUGGAAUCCGACAGCGGAAUCAGACUUCUUACAUGUUGGUGAUUGUUGUCCUGAUCUUUGUGAUCACUGAAAUGCCAAACGGAAUUCUUAUAUUUAUAAGUAGUUUUAGUGAACAUUUCUUUGUUGAAGUUUACUCAAAUCUGGGCGACGCUCUUGAUAUUCUAGCUUUGCUUAAUUCGUCUGUGAAUUUUAUUUUAUAUUGUUUAAUGAACCAGCAAUUUAGGGAAACUCUCCGACGUCUGAUCAAAUUUAAUUUUGUUGGCAACUAAACAUGCUUUCAUUUGAACUAGGUAUUGUUAUACGGAAAAUUAUUAUAAUAUUUGCAUAAAACUAUUUAAUACA